GGAGGGGGGCGGGGGGGCAGUUGCGAGAGAGAGAGAGAAAGAUCUGUAAUUGUUCCUAAGUAUUCUCUGGUGCAAAAGAGGAAUACCAUAGCCUACAGGAUUGCUUCAUUACCCAAGGAGUUCAUACCAUUAAUGGAACCGGGAUUUUACCAAGGAAGCAGCACACAUCAACAUUAACGCCAAUCUAGAUUCCAGUGACUAGCAGAACGAGCCGAGAGCUCUGAAUUUUUAAAGGUCUCGCAGCCUCUGUGCUCUGACUGACGCUGGGGAGCUAGGGAGAGAAAGAGAAGUGAAUCAAAAUUACUACAGCCAGUUAGUGUCGAAUUUGGCUUCUAUCGAGCUGCCAGGAAAAGUUGGCAAAAUGCCCUACUUCGGCAACCUCUUAUCUCAUUGGUUAAAAGUUGUGACAGAUGAUGACUGAAAACACUAAAUUCGCAUCCAGUUCCAGAUUCAUCCUGAUGUUUACUGAAUGAAGUUAAGUUGCUGAUAUGUGUUCAAGAUGAGUGCACCUGGAGAAAACACUUUAGAAUCGGUGUCCUCCGAUUCAAGAAAACGAAAGCUUUCUUCUUUUGAUGCUCAUGGAUCAAGUGUGAAUUGCAGCAUUGAAAAACGUCGUCGUGAACAGGAGAGCAAAUACAUUGAAGAACUGGCUGAGCUGAUCUCUGCAAACCUGAGUGACAUCGACAACUUCAACGUGAAACCUGAUAAAUGCGCAAUCUUGAAAGAAACUGUGAGGCAGAUACGGCAGAUAAAGGAGCAAGGUAAAGCAUCCUCAAAUGAAGAUGAUGUGCAGAAAGCAGAUGUAUCUUCCACAGGACAAGGAGUUAUUGACAAGGAUUCACUGGGGCCCCUCUUGCUUAAGGCCCUGGAUGGCUUUCUAUUUGUGGUCAAUCGAGACGGAAACAUUGUGUUUGUGUCUGAAAAUGUUACCCAAUACCUACAAUACAAACAGGAGGAAUUGAUGAACACUAGUGUUUAUAACAUACUUCAUCAAGAGGACCGUGAUGAAUUCCUUAGAAAUUUGCCAAAAUCUGCAGUGAAUGGGGUUUCGUGGACAAACGAGACGCAGAGACAGAAGAGCCACACGUUCAACUGUCGCAUGUUAGUCCAGAUGCCAUAUGUUUCUUUGGACGAGUCCAGUGGAAGCCACGAACCACGUCAGAAACAUGAAACGAUGCAGUGCUUCGCUCUUUCUCAGCCGAAGGCUAUAACCGAAGAAGGGGAAGAUCUGCAGUCCUGUAUGAUUUGCGUAGCAAGACGAAUUACACCAGUGGAGAGAUCGCAGUUCCCCUCUAGCACGGAAAGCUUCGUUACAAGGCACGAUAUGACGGGGAAGAUUACUUCGAUAGAUCCAAGUUCUCUGCGCGCCUCAAUGAAGCCGGGCUGGGAAGACCUUGUAAGAAGAUGUAUACAGAGAUUCUUUCAUCACAAUGAUGGACAGCCAUGGUCACUGAAAAGACAUUAUCAUGAAGCUUUGAUGCAGGGCCAAGCAGAGAGUUCCUUUUACCGAUUCUCCUUGUCAGAUGGUACUGUGGUCACUGCGCAAACCAAGACAAAGCUUCUGCGCAAUCCAGUGACCAAUGAGCCUCUUGGCUUCAGCUCCACACACGUGCUUCAGAGGGAGCAGAAUGGCUGCAGGAUGAACCAAAAUACCAUGGGACAAGAAAUGAUGAAGACUCUUGCCCCAGCAAGCACAAAUCCUUCAGGCAAUGUGAACAUGCCAUCAGGGGCAUCAGGACAGGGAUUGCCAGUGCAAAACAACAUGAACUAUGGCCAGAAUAACAUGAAUGACCCGAAUUCUAUGGGACAAAUGGCGAGCAACAGGUUCAGUGGUGGUGGUGGUGGAGCAAUGAGCCAUGGAGCAGGUAUGCAGGCACCUGCCUUACAGGGGAGCAAUUAUGCACUGAGCAUGAAUAGUCCCCCCCACAGUAGCCCUGGGAUGAGCUCAACACAGCAGAACCUGAUGCUCUCACCAAGGCAUCGAAUGAGUCCACGAAUGGGACCCAGCCAAUAUUCUUCAUCUGGGGGCAUGCAGUCGCCGGUGGGACAUAUGAACAACAUGGGAAGUAGCACCUUCUCCAGCAGCUCCCUGAAUGCGCUUCAAGCUAUCAGCGAAGGCUUGGGUGUUUCACUCCUGUCAUCGCUAUCGUCACCGGGUCAGAAGAUGGAGAAUUCCCCCAACGUGAGUUUGUCACAGCCGCCUAAACUAGGUAGCGUGGAUCUAAAGGAUUCUCCGGGCCUUUUCGGGGAGCACAGCCAAGUGGAGAGCACAGUCGGUCGGCCGGAAAGUAGAGAUGCUCACAGCGAGCAGAAGAACAUUAAAGAAGGAAAUCUCAAUCAUUUUGUUGGUGGCGACAACCCAGAGGGGCAAAGAAGGUUCCACGAGAACAAAAACCACACUAAACUUUUGCAGUUGCUGACCUCGCCCUCCGAUGAUAUGGGACUGACAUCUUUAACCAACUCCAGCUUGGAUUCUGGUAUCAAAGAUUCCUCCGGUGGCAUCACAAGCCCCUCUGGAGUCUCCUCCACCUCGGUGGCGGCUGGUAGCGCUGGUGCUGCCGCUGGAUUGCAUGGAUCUUCUGUACAAGAGAAGCACAAAAUUUUGCACAAGCUUCUCAAGAACGGCAACUCUCCUGCCGAAGUAGCCCAGCUCACUGCGGAGGCUACGGGCAAGGAGUCGUGUCAGGAUUCGGGCAACACCACAGCAGUCGGAGAAGCCGUGAUCAAACAAGAGCAGCUGAGCCCGAAGAAAAAGGAAAGUAAUAAUUUACUGCGAUACCUGCUAGAUAAGGAUGACCCGAAAGAUCCUGCUUUAAAUGAUAUUAAGCCUAAAAUUGAAGGUAUGGACGGUAAGAUGGAUGCUUGCAAUGCAGGGAAACCUACAGGUUCAAUACAGGUGAAAGACGAACUGCACAUAAAGACUGAACGACCUGACCAGGCGAGCAAUGAAUUUGACACUUUAGAUGACAUUCUGGGUGGUUUAUCCCACUAUUAUCCUGAAUCUGGGAACAGUAAUGUUAUGAUCAACAAACAAGCCAUGUUUCAGGAAGUCAUGGGCUUUGGAAGUGAACGAGGCCAUUCACCUUCUCCAGGAACACAGAAGCAGAUCCGUGGCAAUUUAAGCAGUCCACAGCCUAUGCAAAGUUCCAGACCUCGGUUUGGCCGAGCAAUGUCAUUGGAUGUUAACAGCCAGGGCCAGAUGAGUGCAGGACUUGUCCCACCGAUACGAAGCAGUGGCCCAUAUGCCAUGAUGACAAAGCAGGGGCUAAUGGCAAACCGGAUGGGAGGCAGCCAAGACCAUUUUGUAGGGAGUACAGGAACACACGGAGGUCUGAGCGUGGCUCAGCAGUCGGCCAUGGCAACGGGAGAAUGGGGGUUAGCAAACGUUGCUGCUGGAAACGCCUCGAUGAUGAGACCUGGCGCAGACUAUAGCUCCUCUAUACAAAGAGCGAUGGUCGGGAAUCCCGCGCUCGCGAUGCAAAUGCGAACUAACGGGCAGCCUGGGCCUCGAACAAUGCUUCAGCAACAGAUGAUGGGGAUGAGACCUUCAGAAAUGGACAUGAGUCUCGGUGGUCCCCAGUUUGGGCAACAGCAAGUCCCACCCAAUCAAACCACAUCGUGGUCUGAUAAUGUGCUUCAAAUGGAGCAAGUACACUCAGGUGGCCAGGGCAGGCAGCCAUUUGGAGGUUCGCUGGAUGACCUUCUUUGCCCUCCAACGACUGCAGAGGCUCAGAGUGAUGAAAAGGCUCUUCUGGAUCAACUCGAUACACUUCUGAGCAAUGCCGAUGAAAUGGGUCUAGAGGAAAUUGAUCGGGCUUUAGGAAUUCCAGAUCUUAUUAGCCAGGUCCAGCCUCUUGAGGCCCACGCAGACCAGUUCUCAGUGCAGGACACGGCCUUAAUGCUGGAACAGAAAGCGAUGUAUGGUCAACAGUUUAAUUCCCAGGCUGGUCCCAUGCAGGGAUGCUAUCCUUCAAUGCAGGGCCAGCAACCGGGGUUUAACGCUAUGAUGAAUCAAAUGGGCCAGCAAGGCAGCUUCCCCCUUGCCAGCUUCCACCCUAGAGCUACUUUUGCCCGCCAUCGCAUGAUGAACGCUCCUGCUCCCAAGCAGCUUCGACUCCAGCUGCAGCAGAGGCUACAAGGACAGCAGAUGUUGAACCAGAAUCGUCAGUCACUUGGAAUCAAACUGGAGAAUCCCAAUACAGUGAAUCCAGCCCUGAGGCCAGGCAUGCAACAACAAAUGGUGGCUCAGGGUUUUCUCAAUGCACAGAUGAUGCAGCGUCACAGAGAGAUCUUGACCCAACAACUCCGCCAGAGGCAGAUGAUGCACAGAGCCAUGUUGAUGCGGCAACAGCAGCAGCAGCAGCAGCAGCAGCAACAGCAGGGCUUCAGCCCACCUCCCAAUGUCACGGCUCCCACUGGCAUGGAAGGUCCUAUGGGAGGCCCUCAGUUAACCCCGGCAUCGCCACAGCAGUUCUCGUAUCCGGCAAACUAUGGGAUGAAUCAACAAUCUGAUCCAGCUUUUGGCAGAGCUCCCAGUCCCCACAAUACACUUAUGUCAAGGAUGGCACCUCCACAGAACCCCAUGAUGCAGCACCCCCAAACUGCCGCCGUGUACCAGACAACCACCGACAUGAAGGGCUGGUCGACGGGCAACAUGGGUGGAAAUAGCUCGUUUCCACAACAGUCUCCACAGCAAUUUGGGCAGCAGACAAACCCCAGCACAUACAACAGCCUGAUGAAUAUGAAUGCCAACAUGCCAGUAAAUGCUAGUGUCAGUAGUAUGGGCCAGAUGCCAGGGCAAAUGAGCAUGGCUCCAAUGUCUGUGUCAGGAAUGUCAACCAUGGGUACAGAGCAGAAAUAUUGCUGACGACUCAGGAUGGAUGAUCAUCAAUCCAAAAGGUUCGUUUUGGGUCCACGUAACUUUUGAGAAUAAUGCACUGUGAGAAUUUACAGCAGACAUUUCAUUACAGAAAAAGAAAUGAACGCCCACCCGACUGUGCUGCUGGCAAUUGGUGCAACCCAAAAACCAGACCAUUGUGCCAGCCCGCUGAGGUGUGCAUUUCUUAAGGGAAAAAAAACGAAUCUCUGUUUUUAUCAGACACGUUCAUAUUAUCAGAGGGAAGACUCUUGGCAGCAGCACACACCGCCGGUCGAAAACUCAGAUUGUUUAGCAUCUCGCUUUGUUUUAUAGUCAUUUUUUUUCCCCCCCAUCAUCUGGUUCCUAUCUUCACUUGCCAAAACUUACACCUUACUAUAUUGCAGUACCUCGCCUUGGUUUCUGUGGGGCAGUAUUGUGAAAUGUCACUCAUAACGUAGUCAUUCCAAAUAUUUUAAAUAAUGACUGCUGAGUGUCCGUAUAGAGCAGUGUGCUUGUUGAUGCACUUUAGAGAAGGCUGAUGUAGUCAAAGAUCACUGCAGUGUUUCAUAAUCAGUGUAGACUUUACUAAACUAUUAUCUGCACAUCAUUAGCAGAAUUCUUUCUCCUUUUUCCAAAUAGUCUUUGGAUUAACUCAUUGGUAUUUCAAAGAUCAUCACAUUCAAACUCAAAAACUAUGUUCAUCAACGUCCAUUUUUUUCCUAAUCUGCAUAUGCAAAGCCAAGCAAUAAUCUUUGUUUUACAAUGUUGUAGAUAAAAUUUGAAAUGGAUUAAAGGCAAGGGUGCAAGCUGUUGAUUCAAAGCAAGGUACUGCUGCCUUGGAGACCUGGAAGCUGGUUCCUGUGAAUAUAUCUUGUAAAUAGCGAAUACAAUAUAUUAUAUAUACACUUUUAUAGGUCACAUUAACUGAUUUUUGCACAGUGUUGGUGAGGCUAAAUAUUUGACAGAACUGUUUCUGUACACUUGCCCUUUGGCACCACUUCAUGUUGUCAGUCGGUCCUCUUUACGCCAGGCCUCGACAACGCAGCCAAUUUGCAGGAAAUGUGCAAAAGGUUCCGGUUUCCCCACGUUAGUCGUCCAAAUUUAAUUCUGUGCCACCAAUCUGGUUUUUAUCUUUGUAAAAGCUGUAUUCCUCCCACCCCACCCCACACACCCAUGAUUGUGUUUAUAUCUAUAUAAAAAAAACAUUGCUUCUAAAAUCUGCGACUGUGACAACAUGCCUGAACAUCAUGCUUAAAUUAGCCAAUGUUAACUGUUCAAACGCUUGAAUAAGGAUUUGUUGCCCACCGACAGGCACUUGUUUAUAUUACUGAAACUGAAUUCGCCAUCAGGUGUCGCUUAAGUCCUCUUUUGUCCCCAGUGGGGGAGAGGAAUGCUGUAGCCGGACAUGGGCACAGGCAGUUUGUUGAGCAAUAAGUGCUGAAGAGUCCUGAAGUCCUUGCGAUUAGAGCCUGGAAUCCAGAAACAAACUGUUGUGAUGACACGUGUUAAGAAGGGGUUCCUUGUUUUUUUUUCCCAUCAAUACUCUUAGAAACAAACCAUGCAGUUGGAAUAAAAUUCACGCCAUCGUUCAAACUGUUUCAAUUCUUUGAAAAGGAUACACGUGUUGCCUCAAACAGUAGCUUGCUUUUUACAUGGCUUUUACUCCAUAGGAAUUAAAUUCAACGUAAUUGCUUUAAUUUGAGUAGAGGCUAUGGAUCCCGUUUGAAUCUAAAUGCAAUCACCAUCAUAUAAUGAGCGACUGACUGACUGGCAGACUAGACUAUGAGCGUCAUAGAAUUUAUGGUGACCUCAUUCAAUAUAUUAGAGUACAUAUUAAUAUUUAGCUCUCAAAUUAAACUUCGGUUACUUUUGAUUUUUUGGGGUAUUGAUAUUUUGGGGUGUUUUGUAGAUAUUCAUUUUUUUUUAAAAAACGGAAAAAAAAACACUUGUUUUGGAAGUUGAAUCAGAGCAGUUAUAGCACUGCUUUCAGGGUGUCUAAACAUGGCUACUUUUCUUGAUCAACUCUUCAAUAAAAAUCUAAAGAAAAUCGUACAAAGUUACACUAUAUUUGAAAGCAAUGGACUGCUCAGCAUAGGGAAGUGAAAUUAUUUUGCUUAUCUAAGCCUUUUCCCACAUGUUCCUUUACCUGCCUCUUGUCUCUUCCCUUUCUCCCCCGACUCCCUUUCCCUGCUUAGUUCCCUGAAGCUUAUUGUGUUCUGCAAAGUUGGCUGUGUUUUUUUAAAAAAAAAAGACUUUGUCUAAGUGGUUAACACAAUCUUGAGUAGAGUUCUAGUACAGAGAAGGCUUUUGCUGUAAAAUGCUGCCGGCGAACUUUAAAUGCAGACUCUUUCUUCUCGAUUCCAGGGGUUCAAGUGGGCAAAUCUCACCAAACCCAUGCAAUGUUUCUGACUGAAAUGCUGUGCAAGUAGUACAGUAUUACUGCGACUACAUUUGUUUUACGGCUUCUGUGACUCAUUUUAUAAAAUUAUUUUGCGAUCCACACUCAUGCUUGGCUCGAGUACAGGGGCUGGAAGAUCAACAUGACAAGCCUGGUUGUACAUUAUUUUAAUAACUUACAUUAGUAGAUGAGCAGCAUUUUGAUUGGGAUGGGAUAAACAUUUUUUUCUACUUUGUAUGAAUACUAUCUGGUCAAACCUAACCACUUUAGUCAAAGCAAUGGUUGGGUCUAUGUUGUGCAGCUUAUGGUCUGAAACCUCCACUGAUCAUAUUGAUCAUUUAACCGAAUGGAAAAAAAAAUCUCCCAAUUUGCCACUUACAACAGUAGCUGUGUUCACAUUCCACAUGUCAUUAAUUUCCUUUGGAUGAAUUGUUGACUGUGUGCAGACUGUUAAACUGACUGAGCUUUGAUUGUGUUUAGUGCUUACAAUGCGUUGGGUGGUCUGUACCAUAUUUUAAAUAUGGAUUUAGUUUCCUCUUUGAUUCUUUGACUAAGUUGUGGAGCAUUUAUGGUCUGAAAGUUAGCUUUAGGCAUUCUAUAAGCUUAUUUUCAAAAAUUAAUAGCCGUGUCGUUGCAUUUUAAAUACAAGACUAAAACUCUGCAACCCUAACCCUAAGUGUGAGUGACUAUAAAUGAAUGAACAGCUACAACCAACCAUGCUAACGUGGGAAUGUCAGAAGCAAUUUGAUUAUUGUUACUAACAGAAAAAGACUGUCUGACCAUUGUUUCCAUUCAGAAAUGAUGUUCAACGCUACCAUUUUUUCUAAAUAUGGUUUUAACAAAAAAUAAAUUGUCAUCUUCAUCUACAGGCGAUUCAGAGUGAAACGUUUUAGGUGUUGAAAUAUUUACCUUAUCGUCCAAUCGGCAGCUUACUAUAAAAACUAAACCACUUUGGUCACGUAUUGAGGUGAAGAUUACCUAAUUUACUGUGGAUUCGGCCCAGGGAUGGGGGUCAAAAUUGGUUAAAGGUUAACUAAUCAAAAGGUUAACGGCAACAGAAUAGUUGAGUAGCCUAUUGGAGCUGGCUAGAAUUUAGUAACCAGUUCUUAGUGGUGGAGCUCAAUGUUCUGUGUCAACCAUUUUUAGUAUCCUGAGUUAAUUGGAAAAGAUUUUUUUUUUUUUUUAAAAAUCCACAUAAACUGUCUUUUAUGGUAUCAUUCUUCAACUCCUCUCCAAAUACUAUUUGCUUUUCCCCCCAAUAAACAUUGGCACAUAUAAAUAUGGUUGCUCCACGAUGUCGUGUAUAAUAAGCGAUUGGCUCAUGAUCUGUAGCCCAUUAUUCCUCAGUGAGAAAAAUACACAGCUAUAGCUGGCAGCCUGGUCUCUUGAGCGGUUUGUACACUUAAGUCUCAACACAAAGGCUUUGUUUCAAUCCCAGGACCGGUUCUUCUUCUCAUCCAGGGAUUUGCUUUCUCCUGGUCGAUUAAGUGGAGUACGAAAUACAACACAUCAUUUUGAUCUCUUUGGGGGAUUUUUCAGUGUGUAGAAUUUUCGUUUUGUAAACUAAAUUCAAAGGAAAAUAAAUGCACAAUUUCUGGACUCCUCCAACCACAAAAUUCUUGCAUUUUACUUUCAGUGAGACAGCCAAUUGACGUAACUUUAAUUCGUAAGAGAAAUCAUCGUGCAUUAAUACUAAUUUCAGAAAAAGGGGUAGCAAUGACCUUUCGUUAUCUUCAGGUCUUGCCCCAUAAAUAAAUUAACCAAUUUUAAAAAAUGACCGAUGCAGAAAUUGUUAAACAUAGCUGAGUCUUGCUUUGCCUUUCAGUUUUACUGCCUCUCAAUGCAAAAAAUUCUGUGUUCUAUCGAGAUCAGUUGUGAGGCCUUUAAUAUUCUGUGUCACUUGUGGAGGUCAAAACUGUAUUUCAUCGAAGGUGUCCAGCGUCCUUUAUUUUAAUCAAUAUUUUAAAUCAGUUCAAUAGUAUUCUAAAUGAAAUGUGAGUAGCAUUUUGACUAAGGAUCUACAGCAUUCCAUAAACCUGAAUGCUGAUGUUAACUAGUGUUCAAACCAGGUUGCCCACAAGUCAUUUUGAAAACUAAAAGGACCGCUUUUUGCUGCUUGUUAAUAAUCUGAAGGGUCUGCUAUUAGUUUCAAUCCCGAGACAAAGCGAUUCCGGCUAAUAAUGCAUUCACAUUAUAGAAUGAGUUCUGAACGUUAUGAGUAAAAUGGAAUUAUAUUUUUAAUGCAGAAAAUUACUGUUUCAAAACUCUGUAAUUCUAAUGUACGAUCUGAACUGGGUGCUUUUGCAGGUUUGGGAUUUCUAGGUAAAAUGUGUGUGAUUUAGUCUUUUAGAAUUUUAAGGAUUUAAUUUUGAGGGUUUAGUUUUAGAUUGGAUAUUGCUAUAGAAAAUUGAGUUCAUGUAUAUUCAAACCCUUCUGUUACUGUUAACACCAAAUUGUACAUUAAUAUAGGUAAUGUAUGCAUUACCAAUUGGAGCAGACUAUUUAUUAUUUAAAUGAAAUUAAAUACAAGUAUUAUAAUGAGUCACUUUUUUAAUUCUCCUCCUCGCGCUCCCCCUCCUGAGUGUUUGGCCUAGUUUUUGUUCUUAAUUUUCUGUUUCGAGACAUAUUUUGGUGAUAGAUAGAUGCCUGCAACAAAAAUAAAUAAAUUAUUAAAUUGAGAAAUUUAUCAUGCUGGAAAAGCAAUAUAUGAUAGGCCAAGUGCAAAUGGUCUACAGUAUUAAAGUAGUGAAGAUUUGAUUUAAUUCUCUGAAGGUUUCUAAUAUUCUCAUUUUUAUCCCAAUGUUACAUUUCAUGCAAAGUAUGAUAGAAUCCUUUUAAAAAAAACUCAAAUAAUUGAAGAUAAGGUGGUUUAGCAGAUAUUGCUUUUACUGAUUUAUUUGCCUCUUGAUGUUAAUAAUGUUGUAAAUAAAGAUUUCUAUUUAAAAUGUCUUUGGCGAUUUGUUACUGUAUCUUGCUAUUCAGCUGUUUGGAAACUGAUGUUGGAAGAAAGCAUUCUGUAAAAGAUGUACAUUAAAUACACACAAGCCAUGUCUGAAUAAAUUUUCAUGAUAUUAAAGUGUGUGAAUUUGAAUGUUAAAA
Molecule: messenger RNA, 10355 nt
Organism: Callorhinchus milii (elephant shark)
Lineage: Eukaryota; Metazoa; Chordata; Chondrichthyes; Chimaeriformes; Callorhinchidae
Product: nuclear receptor coactivator 3
Exons: 24
Coding region: 500-4867 (1455 amino acids)
Biological process (GO): positive regulation of transcription by RNA polymerase II; cellular response to hormone stimulus
Cellular component (GO): nucleus
Molecular function (GO): protein dimerization activity; nuclear receptor binding
Source: RefSeq, a predicted model, not a curated record